CCCUUGACAGGUGCCUGCUGUGGGACCGGAGAGAACCAUCAAGAAGUCUCCAUUUCUUCCUCCUAUGCCAGUGGAGUCCCCUGUCAUGAUCGCUGCUUGGAUUCUCCUCGUUUUCUUUCCGGCCUGCUUCUCCCGCCACUUACACUGGCUGUCUUCAGAAACUUCGAAUCUUCACCAACGCUGCUACCUUCCUGAGGAGCUGUCCCACGACCAGCUUCCCCUCCAUUUGACAGGCAUGGGAGCCCGGUCUGCCCGCUCCCUGCCUGCUGCACUGGUGUCCAGCCUGGAAGCUGGGAGCCUAACAAGAACACGAAGACAUCAACGCAACCACGAGUCCCGAUGCUCAGCUCUCCAGCUUGAAAAUGUGUAUGAAGCCGAGGUCCAUCAGCGAUCCCUGUCACCGUGGAAAUACCGAAUUGACACGGAUGAGAAUCGGUACCCCCAAAAGCUGGCCUUUGCAGAGUGUCUGUGCAAAGGCUGUAUUGACAUGAAAUCAGGUCGAGAGACAUCUUCAUUCAACUCAAUCCUACUGUAUCAGAGGGUGUUGGUCCUCCGCCGCAAGCCCUGUGCUCUGAAGGGAGAUGCUGAAGUGACCCCAGGGGCCUUCACCUUCAAUUCAGAAUACAUCAAUGUCCCUGUGGGCUGCACCUGUGCCCUGCCCCGGUCCGGCUAAGAAGGAGUGGGUGGCAGGAGCUGGCAGGAUCAUUGAACUCAGUCCUGUUGGUUCAAUCACUAUCCCUUCUGUUUAAUACACCCUUCAAUUCUAUAUCACUUGGCCAGCUCCACGAUGUGGCUUAGCCCAUGAAGAGGGCUAGAAUGGUGGAAAGAGCCCUAUGUUUGGAAUCAAUAGACCUGAGUUUGAAUCUUGGCUCGCUACUACUUGUGUAGUCAGCACUUGAGCAAGUCAGUUAAUUUCUUUGGGUCUCAGUUUCCCUAGCUGUAAAGUAAGAGGAUUGAAUUAGAUGACCUCAAGGGUCCAUUCUAAUUCUGAGUCCUGUGAGCCUCUGAACCCAGAUAAAGGACAGUGCCCAAGGGAAUCCUUAUCCCAGCCAAGACAAGAAACCUCCUUCUUCCUGUGGAUUUCUCCGAUGGUGGACAGAUGGAUAUGCUUGGCCCACAAUUAUUUAUUAUUGGUGCCACUAUUCUCUUCAGGUCCUGAUUGCUAACCCCUUGCUGACUUUCUCUUGGCCUUUGAAUUUAAGGUUCCCCAAGACUCCUGUCGCCAGGGUUGGCCCUUCCAAAGGACAAGUGGAGAAUGAAGGCUUGUUCAUAGCU
Messenger RNA from Vombatus ursinus (common wombat), 1275 nucleotides. RefSeq names its product interleukin 17C (gene IL17C). Gene Ontology annotation, cellular component: extracellular region. NCBI's taxonomy places the organism in Eukaryota, Metazoa, Chordata, Mammalia, Diprotodontia, Vombatidae. The record is from RefSeq and is a predicted model, not a curated record. The transcript has 3 exons. Gene Ontology annotation, molecular function: cytokine activity. Gene Ontology annotation, biological process: inflammatory response. Bases 65 to 673 code for a protein of 202 amino acids.